GACACUCGACUAUUGACAUUUUGUCUUCACGAAUCGCGUCGUUUGUAUCUACUCGUGGUCGUUAUCGUUGUUGUUUUUUUGGAUUUGAAUCCCAAAUCAGAGAUCAGUCUACUGGUGUAUACGUACUUAGUAGUUCUCAGAGGAAACGAAUCUUGCUGCGUAAGCUACUUUAAAAGUUUAGUUAAAAUGUCAGGUGUGGAAUCGCAAGACAAUGCUAAUGCUGAUACAGAACAAAGGACAAACGGAGGAAACGAUGACAGAGAUGCUUGGGGAAGUCAUGAGUCUUCAUCAGUGCACCGUUAUGCCAGAAUGCCUGUGGAUCGAAACGCACCAUUUUACAAAAUGAAUCAUAAACAUCGUGGUAUGGCAAUCAUCUUUAAUCAUGAACAUUUUGAUAUCCAUAGCCUGAAGUCUCGCACUGGAACAAACGUCGACAGCGAUAAUCUUUCCAGAGUGCUAAAAGGAUUGGGGUUCCGUGUUACGGUAUUAAACAAUCUUAAAUCUGAAGACGUAAAUAGAUACCUACAGCAAACAGCAGAAAUGGAUCAUACCGAUAAUGAUUGCUUGCUUAUUACAGUGUUGACUCACGGAGAGUUAGGCAUGCUUUAUGCUAAAGAUACUCACUAUAAACCUGAUCACUUGUGGUAUUAUUUCACAGCAGAUAAAUGUCCAACAUUAGCAGGAAAACCAAAAUUAUUUUUCAUUCAAGCUUGCCAAGGGGAUAAGUUGGAUGGAGGAAUAACACUCUCCAGUAGAUCUGAAACAGAUGGAUUGGCAAGUGCCUCAUACAGAAUCCCUAUUCAUGCUGAUUUCUUGAUUGUGUUUUCAACCGUUCCUGGAUAUUAUUCAUGGAGGAAUACAACUCGUGGUUCUUGGUUUAUGCAAGCACUUUGUGAAGAGUUACGCUAUUCAGGAACUGAGAGGGACAUUCUCACUCUCUUGACAUUUGUUUGUCAGAAAGUGGCAUUGGAUUUUGAAUCUAAUACACCAGAUAUGUUAACAAUGCACCAACAAAAGCAAGUACCAUGCAUAACUAGCAUGCUCACACGCUUACUUGUUUUUGGAAAGAAAUAAGAAAAUUGAUUCUACUUUUAUUGUUAUUAGGUAAUACCUAUUUUUUAUUUGUAUUUUUUUUACGUUUCCUUUAUUUUUAAUAAUGUUGUGAAAAUUAGAUUUGUCUAAUCUAAAAUGCUUUAAAGUGCAGUCUCAACUAUUUAGUUUUUAUAUUUUUAUAAAACCAGUUUUAAUAAUAAUAAUAAAUAAGGAUAGGCAAUAUAAAACUGAUUAAAAACGAUUUUUAACACUAUAGAAAAGCAAUGAUGUAAUUUUUAAACACAUUAUUUUAGAUCUUAUUAAUUGUAAGUAAAUAAAUCUUUAUGCUCAAAUAUUGUAGACAAAAUUAAACGCACAAGCUUACUCUAUUGUUAGGCUUCAAUUUUUUCUAAUGUUUAAUGUACUUAAGAAACACCUUUGAAGUGAUAUAACAUCGAAGUCUCACCGUAGAUCUACAUAUCAUUAAAAUUUUCGUCAUCAUAUUGUAUUGAAAAAAUAUAUAACUAGGUUGAAAGGUGAAUAUUAUGUACUGCAUAAGUCCAGACAUUUGAUAUUUAUACUAAGAUAGCAUUUACUCAUAAUAAAUAUACGUAAAAGACCUGUUACUGCCAUAAAUGUUACUGUAACUUGCCUCAUUCCUUAUAACAAUGUGCUUUGUUAUGAUAAAAUUCCUCUAUUAAGCCUUGUUAUGAAAAUAUUUAAUUCUAGAGUUGUGUAUACUAUCCAAACUUGAAAUUGUCAAGGUGUGAUGUGAUAAUGACUGAUGUAGUUUUGGCUAUUAAUAAUAAAUGUAAGCCAUGUAGAUGUGUGUGCCUUGGCAACACCUAGAAGAAUAUAAAAAUUGCAAGUGUAUUGCGGAUGAAUUUCAGAUUUGGUGAUAUAACAAAAUGAAGUAUUUUGUUACCUAUCUUAAGUAUUUUUGUAUAACUUAAGUAAUAAAUUCUCUUUUCAAA
Molecule: messenger RNA, 2006 nt
Organism: Zerene cesonia (dogface butterfly)
Lineage: Eukaryota; Metazoa; Arthropoda; Insecta; Lepidoptera; Pieridae
Gene: Caspase1
Product: caspase-1-like
Exons: 1
Coding region: 187-1074 (295 amino acids)
Biological process (GO): proteolysis; apoptotic process
Cellular component (GO): cytoplasm
Source: RefSeq, a predicted model, not a curated record